Messenger RNA from Fundulus heteroclitus (mummichog), 1034 nucleotides. RefSeq lists its product as uncharacterized. Lineage: Eukaryota; Metazoa; Chordata; Actinopteri; Cyprinodontiformes; Fundulidae. Gene Ontology annotation, biological process: interleukin-18-mediated signaling pathway. The record is from RefSeq and is a predicted model, not a curated record. Gene Ontology annotation, molecular function: interleukin-18 receptor activity. The coding region runs from base 124 to 756 and encodes 210 amino acids. The transcript has 4 exons.
CGCAAACACUGACAAUGAAAAGGAGGAAAAAAAAAAACCUAAGACGCCACUUCUGGGUGGUCAUGAAAAUGAUCAGUGAGAUGUAAAGAUCUGUGACAUCCUAGAUCAACAGUAUCGGCGAGUAUGUGGUUUAGGAAACAGAGCGUGCGAACCGGAUUUCUUCUGUUUUAUUUUCUCUUUCCAACUAUCUCAGAGGGAUGCUGUGGGCAAAAACAACGGAGGACAAUAGCAGAUCAGCAGCUCAAUAGAUACAAAGUUGUGGAGGGGGAAGCCUUUAUGAUGCCCUGCGAUACAUCAAUGGAGUUCCCUAUGAAGUGGUUCAAGGCUGAUAAAGGCAAAGAAUGUGGCAAAGAGUUUGUGGCUGAAGUGGAAGAUUGUGGAGCAUACAGAAGCCUCGCAGGAUCAAACUUGACUCUGCACGUCAUCAACAGAACUAGCUUGAGAUGUUUUCAGCACAGCGAGAGCAGCGUGAUGUUGCUGGUGGGCGAAGGCGGGAUCAUCCGCUGCCCCGGCUAUACCUGCUACAACAACACGGGCGUCGUUUGGUACAAGAAAAACAAAGCCGUGUCUGCGCAGCGCAGAACCUCCUGUGAAAACGAGGGUCAGCUACGACUCUGCACGGUCUACAAAGAGGACAGGGGGGUAUAUUACUGUGACAGACAAAUAAGUGAACAAGGAAUCCCGUGGACCUUCAGGAGGGCCGUCAACGUCACAGUCGUACGUAAGAGUGUUUACUAUUUCUGUGUUAUUACCUGAAAACCUCAUCUAAACUCCACGGUGUUGACUUGUUUGAAUCUAGGACCGUUUGCUUCCUACGUCCUCUAAACGCCAUUGCUCCGCCGGUUGUUAACCUCCUGCAGGGAACCACUGCAUUAUGUAUGUGUUAUGCCGACGACCACCGUGAAUUGCACCUUUGUCAACAUUAAAGAAAAAAUACAAAUCUGGACUUAAUUCUGACACCUUUGAAGCGUCACUUAGCACCUUCAAAACCGAACACAUAAAAGGGUAAAUGGCUUGUUCUUGUGAAUCUCUUG